AGAAAGCCAAGCACCGCCUCAGAUGGCCUGUAUUGACUCUAUCAUUGAGAUCGAGCCUCGUGGAGGUGAAUUGACUCUGUGUGCUUCAACAGAGGUGCCAGCACCAGCACUUUGGCUGUUUGGGACGUCAGAAACUUGUUGGCAGCAUACUCUCUACGUCGGUGAUCUUCACCCGGAAACCACAGCAGCGGACCUCGAGGCCGCAUUUUCUGUGAUUGGCCCGCUGGAUUCUUUCGCGGUUCGCAAAGAUGCCGUGUCUGGAAAAUCUCUCUGCUAUGCUUUCGUCAACUUCUUUUGUGUCUCUCAUGCUUUAAACGCUAUGAAACGCCUAAACCAUACAACCCUGAGAGGAAAGCCGAUGAGGAUUACAUGGUGGCAAAAGGAUUCAGAGCUAAGAAAAUCUGGGAUUGGGAAUGUUUUUGUCAAGAACAUUGCUCCUUCUAUCACCAGUGCUCAAUUAGAGAGCAUCUUUAGGAAAUAUGGCUUAAUAGUGUCCUGCAAAAUCGCCGAGGAGGAAAAUGGAAAGAGCAAAUGUUAUGGAUUCGUUCAGUUUGAAACACAGAAUUCUGCCAUUUCUGCUAUCAGUGCCCUCAAUGGAGCAGUGUUUGAAGGGAAGGAAUUACAUGUGUCCACAUUUAAGAAGAAAGAAGAGAGGGUGAUGGAUGCAUUUAAUGAGCAAAAAUUCACUAAUCUAUAUGUGAAAAACUUCGGUCUCAAUAUGACAGAGGACCUCUUAAGAGAGAAAUUCUCCAGAUAUGGGAACGUCAAAAGUGCUGCGAUUAUGAGGGAUGAAGAAGGGAAUUCAAAAGGCUUUGGCUUUGUCAAUUUUGAUUCGGAUGAAGAUGCUAGGAAGGCGGUUGAAGCUCUCAAUGGUCAACUAAUAGGAUCAAAAAAGUUAUUUGUUGGAAGGGCACUGAAGAAGGCGGAAAGGGAAAUACUCUUGAAAAUGGCCCAAACACGCGAGGAUGAGAUGGGAGGAGAAGAUGUGUCGAGUGUAUAAUAAAUAUAUAAACAUAAAGAUAUUGUUCAAUUAUAACUUCAAGUGAUGGAAUACAUACUUCAAUUAAAGUUACAAAUUCUAUGUCUUGUAAUUUUUUUUUCUUUUAACAUUUGAUUGGGACAAAGAUGACGAUGUUCACAUUCAAAUUUAUUACUUAUAUAUAAAUGAAAUAAUUAUUGUGAUUUACUACAAA
This is a messenger RNA of Ipomoea triloba (trilobed morning glory), 1193 nucleotides long. RefSeq names its product polyadenylate-binding protein 7-like. NCBI's taxonomy places the organism in Eukaryota, Viridiplantae, Streptophyta, Magnoliopsida, Solanales, Convolvulaceae. The record is from RefSeq and is a predicted model, not a curated record. Gene Ontology annotation, molecular function: RNA binding. Gene Ontology annotation, cellular component: ribonucleoprotein complex. The coding region runs from base 23 to 1000 and encodes 325 amino acids. The transcript is spliced from 5 exons.